GAAAUGAAGUGGCUACCUAACUAGCUACUUGAAAUGAAUGUAACGUUAGCUAACCCUCAGUUAACGGUCAGUUUUGCUGACCAGCUUCCAGGAAGGAGGAACGUGACUUGGAAGUAAAUUCAUACACACCAACGAACUUAUAACUCCAAACAGAAAUGUUGCGUUCGUGUGGUCUAUCGUCUAGCAAGCUAACGUUACCUUAGCUAACGUUGCUGAUUAGAGUGCUCCUCUUCAGAUGUGCCUGGGCGCUGGCUGCUGCUCUGCUUUUGGCAUGGACUAUUAGCCAACCCAUGUAUGCAAGAUCGCCUGUCACUUUUGGAAGAGCCUCUUUUGGACCACAGAGCUGUCUGUCCUUUCCCCUCCGACUCCCAAACUGCCCCUUUGCACCAUUUCCCAAUGUGUCUGCUGUGACCUGGCUCCACCCCUCUCCUCCUCCCCUUCACUGCAGGCUUUCCUGAGUGCCGGCAGCUGCGUCCUGCCUCCAUUUCCUGUCCUUGGUCGUGCAAGGCUAAGGCCCUCUCCACUUCCCCACCCCCUCAUAACACACACACACACACACACACACACAAACUGUCUCAUACCCUCCAAGUUGCUGUCUGUGUCUGUCUGUCUCUCUCUCUCUCUCUCUCUCUCCUCUGCUUUACUGUUUCAUCACCACACAUCCCAUUCAGUUGACCUCAGCUUCUCAAGGACUCCCGAAGUGCUCCCCCCCCCCCCCCCCACAGUUUUUUUUUGUUUUUUUGUUUUGUUCCGUCGCGUGGAUCGUCUCAUCUCCCCUGCCUGAGACCUUCCGCAGAGCGCUAUGACCACCAUGUCCAGCCUGUUCUCCUUCACCAGCCCCGCCGUCAAGCGGCUCCUGGGCUGGAAGCAGGGCGACGAGGAGGAGAAGUGGGCCGAGAAGGCGGUGGACGCCCUGGUGAAGAAGCUCAAGAAGAAGAAGGGCGCCAUGGAGGACCUGGAGAAGGCGCUCAGCUGCCCCGGCCAGCCCAGCAAGUGCGUGACGAUCCCGCGCUCGCUGGACGGCCGGCUCCAAGUGUCGCAUCGCAAGGGCCUGCCCCACGUCAUCUACUGCCGCGUGUGGCGCUGGCCGGACCUGCAGUCGCACCACGAGCUCAAGCCCCUGGAGGUGUGCGAGUACCCUUUUGGCUCCAAACAGAAGGAGGUCUGCAUCAACCCGUACCACUACAAACGCGUGGAGAGCCCAGUGCUUCCCCCUGUGCUGGUACCCCGACACAGCGAGUUCAACCCGCAGCACAGUUUGCUGGUCCAGUUCCGCAACCUGAGCCACCAUGAGCCACACAUGCCACUCAACGCCACCUUCCCAGAGUCCUUCCAGCAGCAGCACAGCAGUGGCAGCUCCCUGCCCAUCUCGCCCAACUCGCCCUACCCGCCCUCGCCCACCAGCAGUGGCACCUACCCCAACUCUCCCGCCAGCUCAGGGCCCUCCAGCCCCUUCCAGCUGCCAGCUGACACACCACCCCCUGCCUACAUGCCCCCCGAUGAGCAGAUGGGACAGGAUGGCUCUCAGUCCAUGGAGACAGGGACAAACAUGGUACCCGCAAAUAUGCCCCGAGGAGUAGACGUGCAGCCGGUGGAGUAUGAGGAGCCAAUCCACUGGUGCUCCAUCGUGUACUAUGAGCUGAACAACCGCGUGGGAGAGGCUUACCACGCCUCCUCCACCAGCGUGCUUGUGGACGGCUUCACCGACCCCUCCAACAACAAGAACCGUUUCUGCCUGGGCCUGCUCUCCAACGUCAACCGCAACUCAACCAUCGAGAACACCCGCCGGCACAUUGGCAAAGGCGUGCAUCUGUAUUAUGUUGGGGGAGAGGUCUAUGCCGAGUGCCUAAGUGACACCAGCAUCUUUGUCCAGAGUCGAAACUGCAACUACCACCACGGCUUCCACCCCACCACCGUCUGCAAGAUCCCCAGCGGCUGCAGCCUCAAGAUCUUUAACAACCAGGAGUUUGCCCAGCUGCUGGCCCAGUCUGUCAACCACGGCUUCGAGGCUGUCUACGAGCUCACCAAGAUGUGCACUAUCCGGAUGAGCUUUGUGAAGGGCUGGGGUGCAGAGUACCAUCGACAGGAUGUGACCAGCACCCCCUGCUGGAUAGAAGUGCAUCUCCACGGCCCCCUCCAGUGGCUGGAUAAAGUACUGACGCAAAUGGGCUCUCCUCUGAACCCCAUCUCGUCUGUUUCCUAAUAAUGGCCUUACAUUGGCUGGGAGGAUCUUUCCGUUUUUUUUUUGUUUUGUUUUUUACUUUUUUUAAAUUCAACAUUUUUACUUUUGAGAAGAGGAGGUCUUAAAGGCUGAACUGUUUACACUACCUACAGCAUGGGCUCGCCCUUGAAGCAGUCGCAAUUAUGAGAAUGAACUAAGACUACAAGCACAUCUGGCAGAGGAGAAUUCAAAGCAGUGGCACUAAAAUGGACAUACUACUGCUCAGUUUGCCUUCUUGAAAUGUUUGUUUUUUCAUAAUGUUUUCAAAUGAUGGUUGUAUGUGUGAAUUUUAUUUUUUUCUUCUCUUCACGAUGAGUAGGUUACCAAGUAGAUGGAAAAUACUUUCAUGAAUUACUUUGAUGUAUCCCUACUACACCUUAAAACAGUCAGACAAACCUUCAGCUUUCUAAUUCUGUGAACAAUGUUUAGGUGGUAUGCUGUCUAAUUCCACAUAUUUACAAUAAGGCAUAGCUGCCAUUAUGUGUUUACCAUUAGACUCAGAAUUCACUACAGAUGUUUCCUUUGUAUAGUCCCUGAUGCAAUGAGACAAAGACUCAAAGUUACUGCUUUUAAAUAAAGUCUCUAUCCGAUCAAUUGAA
Clupea harengus (Atlantic herring) is the source of this 2820-nucleotide messenger RNA. It is a transcript of the gene smad5, whose product is annotated as SMAD family member 5. Gene Ontology annotation, biological process: regulation of transcription by RNA polymerase II; SMAD protein signal transduction; BMP signaling pathway. Lineage: Eukaryota; Metazoa; Chordata; Actinopteri; Clupeiformes; Clupeidae. The record is from RefSeq and is a predicted model, not a curated record. Gene Ontology annotation, cellular component: heteromeric SMAD protein complex. Gene Ontology annotation, molecular function: RNA polymerase II cis-regulatory region sequence-specific DNA binding; DNA-binding transcription factor activity, RNA polymerase II-specific; I-SMAD binding.